AUGGACGCGAUGGACUCGCCAAUGGGGAUCUCAGCAUGGCCCUGCCACCGGCGCUGUCACUGGCAUGGCUGCGACAAGGUUAACUCACGUCAGUCCAGAAUUCACAUCACCUCGGUGUGGACGGUCCGGGAAUAUUGCACAUCAGCAGCAAGAAUAUCGUUCGCCAUGAGUGAACACGAUGCCUGGCAGACGCUGACGUUUUCAAUGUUCGGUGCUGCCUACUUAGAAGAAUCCUUUCAUUUGCUUAACAUCAAAGUCAUCUCCUUUGUACGGAAGUGCCGGUCAGGGAGAGCACGCCUUCAGAGGCGUGCUCAAGGAUGUGCUGGCGGAGAGAAACUUGAUUUUGGCUUCACGUGGCUUCACCCAACUCGCCAACGAGACUCCGCGCGCGGAACCGGUGUCAAAGCCUGUCAAAGCGCGGAGAAAGCAUGCACAAUCUUACACAAUUGCCUACGCGAAGACACCUCUGUCACUUGCGCAUAUGCCUACGUGGCUGACUUCUCAAGGCGCCCUGACCAAGUUUCGACGGUUCUUUAUGGUGGUUCUACGGGCGUUCUACGCCAAAUUAGUUCCGGUGGUUCCGUUGCCUUCUUCGGGCAGGAGGAUCAGUUUUAUGGUCGGUUACCAAAGUUGCAGGCGCUCAUGGAGAAAGAUGACCGUUUUGCCGACAAAGAAUAUGAGUCGUUUUGGAGCGCCAGGGAAGGGACCGUAUGGCUUUAG
Messenger RNA from Symbiodinium natans, 720 nucleotides. The record is from the annotation of a GenBank genome assembly. Lineage: Eukaryota; Dinophyceae; Suessiales; Symbiodiniaceae.